This is a messenger RNA of Bicyclus anynana (squinting bush brown), 10025 nucleotides long. RefSeq names its product progestin and adipoQ receptor family member 4. Bases 181 to 1170 code for a protein of 329 amino acids. The transcript is spliced from 6 exons. Gene Ontology annotation, cellular component: membrane. Gene Ontology annotation, molecular function: signaling receptor activity. Lineage: Eukaryota; Metazoa; Arthropoda; Insecta; Lepidoptera; Nymphalidae. The record is from RefSeq and is a predicted model, not a curated record.
GUCGCGCGCCCUCGGCGCCGCACGCAGCGCCGCUCGCCCCUCGCCACGCGCACGCGGGAACACCUGAGAGAAACAGGCUUCCACUUGACACAAACCACCAACCAUCCCCAUGCUGUGAUACUACCAUCAAGUCAUGCAGAUGAAACACAAGCCUCCCGCUUCCACUCACAGAUCCUCGUUAUGAGAGGCGCCGAGAGCGUGCCCGAUACUACAAUGUUUGACAUGUCAAUUCAAGAGGUUAACGGCAAAGGUCCGAAGAAGCGGAAAAAGUCGUUAGAGAACGAAUUGCUGAAUGAGGUGGAGAAAGAGAAAGAAGGGGAAGCUGAUGCGGGUGUUAAGGCUUCCGGGGUUGAGUUGCUUCAUUGGCGGGACAUGCCCCAGCAUCUGCAGUUCAAUCCAUACGUGCUGACCGGCUACCGGCCUUUGCAGAGCUGGAGUGGCUGCGUACGCAGUCUGUUCUACUUCCAUAACGAGACGAUUAAUAUUCUAACACACGGUAUAUCGCUAGUGUACAUGAUCGCCGUCCUCCCAGGCCUGCUGCCUUGGGGGGGCGGCGGUGCCGGCGUCUGGUUCCUGUCUCUGUGCCACCUCCUCGGAGCCCUGGCGCCCUGGUGCGGCUCCUUCCUCUACCACCUCUUCAUGAACCACACGCACGGCGCCAGCCUCUACCACCGGCUGCUGCAGCUAGAUAUGCUGGGCAUAUGGGUCAGUCAGAGCAUAGGGGCCAUCCCUAUGGUGACGGCGACGGUGUACUGCGCGCCCGCGCCGCUGCGGUACGCCACGCUCGCCGUCUACUGCCUCGGCAGCCUGCUGGGCCUCUACAAAGCGAUGCGGGCGUGGUCCCCCUGGGAGCGGCGCUUGUGCUUCGCAGCACCGUUCUGUAUGCGCCUGCUGCUGGCGGGAGCGCGGGCGGCGCGGCUGGGCGGCGGCGACCCGCACGCUAUACUACAUGUGUUCUUACAGGAUGCAGUAUCGUUGGGCGGUGGUGUGAUCGGUGCCAUGCACAUCCCGGAGAAGUGGUUCCCCGGCACCGUGGACCGCUGCCUCAACUCGCACAACAUCAUGCACGUGCUAGUCGUGCUCGCCGUCUACUCCAUGCACCAGGUGACAACUAAAGACCUCGCGUGGAUGUCUCGCAUAGACUGCCGGGCGCCGCUGCGAAAUCUUUGACGCAGACCACAGCUUCUGAACAUCGUCAUCGCCUGAACCUCACACCUUGUAGCUAGGCAGCUGGUGCCACACAUCAAGUUAUUCGUGCAAAAUCUGGGAUACAGUGAAUUAAAAUCCUCAUUAAAUUUUACUGAAAAUCUUUUAAAAUCCUCAAUAGUUGCUGCAAUUUUAAUUGUAAAACAAUUGACGAUUUUAUAUUGAAAAUAUUUUUUUCUAUUAUUACUCUUAAACUAUUCUCGUAACCAGAUAUUUGUCUUGAGUGUGUACAUUAAAAAUGUCUAUUUAAGUUUUAGAGUAAUUCAUUCGUUUGAUACAUUUUUGUGUCAUUAAAAGACAAUUCAGUUUAAUUCUUUAUAUUGAAUUAUUACUAUCAGUGUGGUCACAUUUACCCGAUCACGAACUUCAAGAGUCCAUGUAUUGUGUCACUCCCUCUAAUGAACAACGAUCAAAUGAUAUAACGAAGUAAGCACCAGCUACCUAGCGAUCGCCUCACAUGUACGUUAAUACCAAUUGUAUCGUGAUAAUGAUUUGAACCGCAGGCUGACACCGACAAUAGCUUCAUGUUAGUAAUGUAGAUGGUACACGUUAAUACGUCACUGUGACAUUAGUGAUUGCUCUCUGAAAAAGACUACUUUCCUCCCAAUGAUGUAUACAGUGAAUCCCUAUAGCAUCCUGACUAAACUUCGAAAAAUGACCACUGUGAAAUGAGUUAGUCUACUUAGUCCACUGUGAGUUAGAUAAUUCACUAAGUCCACUGUAAAGGAGUUACUUCACUCAUUUACAAUUAAGACAGAUGUUGUCGAACAUAAAACUGUGAGUUAUGAAUUUAGUCAACUAAAUAAGCUUUUAUCAUUUAGAUAAAUCUCUAUCUUGUUAGGAGAUUAACUUUUGUAAGCACACUAUUAGGGAAACGAAUAAAUCUGCCUCUUGAAGUUCUAUUAAAAAGACAUAUCCGCGCACUUAUAAUAAUUAAAUUGCAAAAUACUGUUUCAAUUAAAUAUAACCUAGUGUGAAAUUAUUAUAAGAACAUUGGAACUUUGAUUUAAUGUUCUAAUAUAUGAUUUUGUUGGAAUAUUAAUAACAUAGAAUGCAAUAGUUAGUGGACGAUAUAAUGGCCUAUUUUUAUGUUUUCCUCUAACAGAUUCGUUAUAAACCCCUUUUUAAUUGAUCAUAAUAUAACAGUCACUCAAAUAAAUAGUGAAAUAAACGGUUAUUAAUAGGUAUAAUAAUUGUAGAGAUAAGUUAACGAGUACAAUUAAUAAUACAUAUUGUGUAAUGCGAUGCUUAAUGAGAUAGGAAGAGAGCAAUGCUUGGUGCUUGGUUUCGUGAUGGAAGCCGAAGUAACGAUGAUCGUGUAUAAUAAGGCUACCAAGCUUAUAUCGUAACUAAAUUCAUAUUGAAUUAACAAACCUAUCUUAGGAAAUAUUGGUAAGAGUGUUCGUUGGGUAGGAACCAAAAGUGGUUAAAAGAAUGAUGGUAUCAAAUACGCUCGUAUAAGCAAACCAUUUAACUGAUCCCUCAACCGCAGGGAUGCGACAGAGGCGUUGGACAAUGAAAGAAUAUGGUAGUUGACCGUAGGUACAAUAUAAUGUCGUUGUAGUUGACUCAUGACAAAUUUAAUAUAAACAAUAUUAAUUUCCUAUAGUACAUGGAAUAUGGGUCCGAAAUAUUUUGAUAUUAAUAUAAGUUAAGGAUUUCUUAUAAAACAUAAUUUAAUUUUGUGACGUCACGAUUUGAUUUGAUGUCACUUGAGAAAUAAACGUCAAACUAAGGCAUGUUCAAUUUUUUGAUGCUCUCAUGCCUAGUUCGGACUGCUUUAGUAUUUUAGUCGACUUAAAUACUAAAGUACUCCAAACUAGUCCUCAGCCUUUUUAUUAUUUAGCGUUUACGGGUUUACGUGACGUCAUGAUACAUAUUAAAUGUAGACCAUCAUGUCUGAUAGUGAUAGCAGCAUUGCUCGUAUUGCCGAACAGUAUUUAAAAAUUGUAUUUUUUUUGUCUCAAAAAAUAUUUGAAAUUAUUUUUUUAUGUCAAAAAUAUUUAAAAAUUAAAGUUUAUGUAUUCAACAUAAAAGUCUCAAAAAAAAAGUUUUUUUAAUCCAGUAGAACGAUAAUGAUUAAUUUAAGACCCAUUUUAAAAAAGUGUCAACUAGCCUAUUGCGUCUGCCGUCCGCUACUCUAUCCUUCACAUCACACAGGAAAGUCACAGUUUCAGUGUAUAUAGAGAGGCUAUAAACAAACCUUUACACCGCAGGAGCGGAAUGGUUAAUAUGGUUUGCCUAUAGUUGCGAUUAAGUUUAUAGAAAAUUAUGAUCGGUACUGCCUUCUUCGAGGUCCGUAGUUCACUAUGACUUAAAUCAAUCAUGGUCUCAAUUAUCUGUAUUAAGUUCUUGUAAUCUAAGUGAGCGGUAUUUUUCGGUAUUGUCCGUUUUAGUUACUCCUCUAAGCUUUUAACUGUAAUAAAUAAACUAUUAAUCUCUUCUGAAUUGGCAGUGUUAACUACAUUUGUUUUUGCCAACUUUUCUUCCUUUAUGAUACAGUAUGCUACUACUGCUUUUUACCAGGAGGUCCCACAUUCGUAUUCCAGCUCGAGUCAACUUGAAAUUCAUAUCUAUCUACCACCGUAUUGUUAAAAUGUUUCAGUUUCAGAUUUUUAAUGUCAUAGAGAAUUAGGACCUAGAAGGUGUGAUAUCGAUAAAAUGGGUUCUGAAUAUGGUGGAAUACAAGUUGAAUGUGUGACUAACAAGUGAAUAGUCAAAACCCGUACAGUAGGCGUCUUCCGGCAUAGUUUAUGAUGACAAUGAAGUGAUGUGUGACUUAAAAAACCUUCCGUAGGCUUAUUUCAAUUAGUUUUAACUAUAUUCACUUCAUGGCAUUCUCCAGAAAAUCGCCCUUGUUGAUAUUUUUAAGGAUAAAUUGAUACGCUUUGUAAAUUUGAAGGCAUUACGUAGGUUUCAUAGUGAUAAAGCAAUUCUAGACGGAUCUUAGAUAUUAGGGUACCCUCACAAAAUUUCGACUGAUGGCAUAGUUACACUGAAAUCCGAUCAAAUUACGCUAUUGCCUUGCACUUAUAAAAGUGAAAUUAGAGGACAUUAGUUUGGAUCUUAAUUACUUAGAGUUUCCGUAGUCUUCUAUUUUACCCUAUAUUUGUUUAUUGUAAAAAUCAAUAAAUUACCAUGUUCACAUCUCUCUCUAAGUCGCUGCAAUAUACUUCUAAUAAUAAUUCUAAUCUAGUCAAUAGACAAUAUUUAUUGAUAUUGUAGGUUUUUUUGUAUUGUUUGCCUUUUGUAAAUAUAUAAAUAAUAAAUAAGUUACAUUAAGUUAAUAUAAUUUUGAAUUUGUUCAAAUAAGACAUACUUCGCUUAAUUUAUCUAUCAAUUUAACGUUCCAAUCAUUCCCUUAAACAGUGUUAUUAUAAUAAUUAUGAUUUUGUCGAAAGGGAAGUUAUAAAUAUAAAUCAAAAGUAGCUUGAUAUAAUAGUUAUCUUAAAAGCUGUCCAUUUCCUAUCGUUCCAAUGUCUUGAGAGGUCAUCGCCGGUCAAGAUAGUUCUAUUUAUAUAGUUGUUGGGAAAUUUGGAACUGCACUUACUCGUACUAAUUAGUAGAAACAGUAAUCAUUUAUUCCUCAAUUAAUUUUUAUUAUUUAUUACGAGUAUUCUACACCUACUAGGUAAUUUUAUAUUAUAUGACUUUUUUAUUGUUGUAAAAUAUAUAAAUUACCUAUAUAUUUUCUCUACAUGCCUGCUGUUCUGUUUGAAACUAAACACCACUCACAAAGUGCAAAGCAAGGAGGGAAAAUUGACCCAGCGUGCCACCCUGCAAUAAAGAUAAUCUAGAAAAAACUUACCAUGCUUGCCUGUACACAUAAUAAUUAUGGAGGCAAUUUAGAGUCAACUUCCUAGAUUACCCCUGCUGUUUGAUUGAUGUGUUUGUGUAGCCUACUUCAGGAUUUUCAUACCUCUGUAUGUAUGAAAAAUCAUGUGUUUUUUGUCUGGUAUGUCAAAGGAUUGAUUGAAUAGAAUACUUUUAGAAGCACUUAGCGAGAACGUCGCUGAGACUCUCUCAUUAAAGAAUAUGAUAUAUAUAUAUGAAUUUAUAAUGUAUGAUCUCGACUAAUGUCAAUCUAUCCUCAUCGAGUUUACAAUAUAAUUUGUAAUUGAAUUUAUACGCAAACCGCUUGGGACGGGAACGACAGAGGGAAGGGAGAGAGGUGCGGGCAUCUGUAGCGUUAUUCUUUAACGAAGUUUUUAUAACUCGACUAUGUGAGUUUCAAAUUCAUCUCUAUCUCUCCCUGUCUGUCACGAUACUGUAGAAAGAGAUAAAGAAACCUAUAUGAAGCUCACAUUAUCGAGUUAAACAACAUCGUUACGUAAUAGCACUACAGUUAAUGAUUGAAUGAAUAAAUGUGACUGUCGCCCGCUUAUCUCUCUCUCUCUCGCCUCUGUCUUCGGACGGCAACUAAUUUGUGUUAUCUAUACUAAUAUUAUAAAGUUGAAGAGUUUGUUUGUUUGUUUGAACGUGGUAGUCUCAGGAACUAAUGGACUGAUUUGCAAAAUUCUUUCAGUGUUAGAAAUUUCCAUUUAUCGAGGAAGACUAUAUGCUAUAUAUUAUCCCCGUAUUUCUAGGGAGAACGGGAACCACACGGGUGAAACUGCGCGGCGUCAGCUAGUUAUAGAUAUAAUGCCUACAAUUUAUAACUGGAGCCUACAAUUAUUAGGAAACUCGCGAUGAAAGUAUCCACUCUGAAUAAAUAUAUGUAUAUGCAUUUCUAUGUAAAUCAUAAAUGCAAAAAUGCACUGCCUAUUCUAAAGACUCAUCCUAAAGUAUUGGAGAAGGAAUUUCCCCCUUUUUGUGCAAAUUGUAGGUAUCAUCCCUACCCUACUAAAUAAAAACCUUGUGAACGCCACUGUCUACGUUCACCGAUAUCUAGACUAUAAAUGCACUUAUGACGUUUUGCCUGUAAUUGGUAAAAACCCAUUCCAUACAAUUUUAUGAAUUAGUUUGCAAAACCCAUAAUUAGCACGAAAUUACAAAUGAGCAACACUAUCGCGUAUCGAGCUCGUACGUACGAGUAUUUACUAUUGUGUAUAAUAUUAUAAAUAUUAUGCAAUGUUUUAUGUUACGUCAAUUUUAUUUGUAUUUUUAAAUUUUUUCUCUUUGUCCAAGGAACUGUAUUUUUAAAUGAUGUAAAAAUAAUUUCUAUAGUUAUUCCUUUGUCUUAAAAAUUAGAACACCUGCAUUGAUAUAUCAAGAAAUUAUAACAAUCUGUUAUAAUAGAAUAGUCGUUUUAUAUAUAUGUCACCGUAAAAUUGUAAACACCGUUAGGUUAUAAUCCAUCUCGCGAGAUUGUGAACCACAACAUACUACUUACAAUUUAACGUGUUAUUAUUCGGUAGAUUGUUAGGAAGAACGUAUAAAUAAAAAAAAAACCUAACCUAACUCAACCUAACCAUUGGAUUCUGAGCAGAGCCACUUAAGUUCCGGUUCUUUGGAGUAUGUUGCGGCUCACAAGCUUCUUCUCGUGAGUUUGUAAACCGUCGGGUUUACAAACUCACGAGAAAGAACGGUAUAUACAAUUAUUUUACGGUGUCUAGUACGUAUACUCAGUCAAUCAGACACGGGCAGUGCGUCAGCCAAGUUCGUAAAAAACAGCUUUAAUUUUAUGUUAACGACUUUAUCACAUUGAAAUAAUGUAAAUAAUAAUAAUUUAUAAACAUUACAUGACAUUUCGAUUUCCGAGCUAAUGUUAGCUUCCUUUAAUUUCCUCGACCAGGAAUCUAGCCUGAUAUCUAUAUCAAUUCCUUACAUUGCGUCUUGCUUAAAUUUACCUCGUAUCAUAGAAUUUGCAUUACCUAUCUACUUUAAAGUAGUUGUAUUGAUAAAUUUAGUAGUUAGAUAGUUAACAAGCAAUAAUUAUUAGACAAUUGUUAAGAAAUUUGACAAAAGUAGUGCUCUAGGAUGAUCGAUAAUAUAACGAAGACAUUAAAAGUGUUACAUUUUUUAUUUUCCAAUUUUUGUAUCUACUUUUGUCAAAGUUCUCUUGUUUUGAUCAUUUAUUGUGAUAGUUUUUUAGAUGAAGUCAAGUGUAUUUGCGAGAUGAUAUCAUGUAAAAUUAUUGUUAAAAUCUUAUAGACGCUCACUUUACUAAGGGUGGUAUAUCCACCCCCACCUGCCAAAAUAUCUAAACAAAACACGUAACUCGUUAUUUAUAUUUUUGGAAAUCGAUAUUUUAACUUAGCACAUCAUAUUUACAAUAGUGUUAAAUUAUUUUCCUUAUUUAUCAAAACAUUAACCGUAAACUUAUAGGAUUAUCAUACUUAACUAUUUAACAAAAUCAAUUCAAAGUAGUGAUUAAUUAUUUCACUUACAUAUUUUAUGAAAAGUAUUUGCUACCAUUUUAACUGCCUACACUGUAUAUGUUACUAAUACACAUAAAACUCUAAGAUUUUCUGACAGUUAUACCUAAGACUAAAACUCAUUUACCAAAAAAACCGAUAAUUUUUAAACAUGUUUCUAUUUUUCUGAGAGUCCUUCAGUUUCACAUAAGUACUAACACCCCUGUCUACAUCUUACCACUACAACCAAAGCCAAACCAUUUUCGAAAGUAGAAUAUACAUAAUACAUAAUACGUAAUGAAUAUCUUAUGGGUCAUAUUUGCAAAUAGUCCGCUCUUUGUAAUAAAAAAUUAAGUAAACGCGCCCUUCAUAAUAUCAGGUUGUAAAAAAUAUUAGAAUUCAAAAAAUUUAAGUUAUACAAAUCACCUGCUUAACUGACUCCGAAAAACAAUACAUACAUAUAUUGAUUAUUGACCAAGGAAAAUGAUACCCAAAAGCUGUUCUUUUUUCAGAGAAUUUGACCGUUUCUAAUCCUUCUUAUGACCUUGUUAUUUAUGACUGUGUGGUCAUUCUUUGAACGGUGAUUUGAAUUUGAAUAAUGACUUUUUAUUAAUCAAAAUAAUUUUAGAGGACCUCUCCCGUUAUCCAUAAAACUACAGAACAGUGAACUAAAGCCGCAGCAAGAUUAGUUCCGCGGCACCGACAUUUAUAUAAAUUAGUAUCAUCCAAUAAAAGUCCAUAAGUCACUAAAAGUAGGACCUACCAAACGAUUUAGCGAAUGUGAAUUUUCAUCCUAUGGGAUUCAUCCUACUUUUAACAAAUUAGCCCGCAUCUACAUUAGAUUGCAUCAUCACUUCAUGAGGUGAGAUUGUAGUCAAGGGCUAACUUGUAAAGAAUGAAAAAAAUACCUCUAGGCCUUUUCACUCUAGAUCAUAUCGCGAUGUAUAUCUAUCAACGAUUAAUGUAAAGAUCUACAAACAAAGACAUAAAAUAGAGCCAGAAUAGAUUAAGUUUAGGUAACCCUAUACUUAUAUAUAUGACAUCACAAACAGGAAAAUCCAAACAAAUAGGUAUAUCAAUCAAUACACAGAUCAAUUUAGAGAAACUGACGCAUUUUAAUAUUAUCAUGUGCAUGCAAUUAAUAUAUUCUUUUAAUACCUACAUUUGCAAAUAAAUAGGAAAUAAAGAAAAAAAACGUGUUUCGUAAAAUACCAAUACUGCAAUCUGUUUAAUUAUUGACAGGUUGUAAUAUUUCCACGUUAGGGAAAAUAUGCCCAAAGUGUCACCAUCAGGAAAAUUGGACAACACACCAUAAAAAAAUUAAACUAUCAGUGUUAUUCAUAUUAAUUGAUUAUGAAACAUUACUCGUUGAGUUUAGAUCGUGCCGCGUUGCAAGAACCAGCCCAUGACUAAGGGCCCCGUAUGGGUUCGAAACUAGUCGGGCAUACUUCGACCUUGUAUCACGUGAGUUUUUAGCCGUGUUAGCCUCAUAUAUCUUCGAAAAUAUUAAACAGUAUCACAUCGACUAAAAGACAUACGUUUACCGGUCUUAGCUAAAACAAACACAGAGAUGUGCGGUUUGAGACACAAACACAGACACGUGUCGGCCUUAUUCUAUGCGUACUGCCGACAUAAUAUAUUUCAGCGUGCGUGCACUAUCUGUGAGUGCGUGUAAAACUACAUCACAACGUACUUAGUCUACCUUAACAGGUACAUAAGGUAGGUUUUGUUAAGGUAGGUUCCAACAUAACACUAUUCUGUUACGAUGUACCAGCUAGUUAGUCAUUUUAUAUGAUGCAUUUAUUUUGAUCCGAUUCCAUGUGAAUAUUUUGCGUUAAUUUACGCACAGGUUAUUUACAGGUAUUGUUUGUAUGAAGAACAAGAUAACCUACAUACUAUGAAUUCAUCCAUAUUAUUUUAAUGUUAAUAAAUUGCGUAUUAUUCAAUGUCAAUACAAUAGAUACAAUAGGUAAUAGUCUAUAGGUAUAUCGGUAAAAUACAGUGCAGCUACGAGUACCUUGGAGGCUAAAUCUUUUUCAUUUAAAAAAAAAAGAUACGCCUAGAUACAAAUAACACUAUUCUGUUACGAUGUUUUUAUAACUCGACAGUCUGAGUUUUUAAAUUCGCCUACAUCUCACUUUGUCUGGCACCAUACUUUAGAUAGAGAGAGAUACUGACGAAAAAGUCAGACUGUCGAGUUUUAAAAACAUCGUUACAGAAUAGCGCUAAUAAAUGACUUCGAUGUUCAUAGAAAUACGGGCUCGCAACGCUAAGCUCAUGUUUCAGUAUUUUGAACGUUAAUAUUUGAAGCAUAAGAGUGAUAUUCAAAAGCAAUAUACCAGUAUUUUAAUGUUUUAGUAUUACGAAUAUUAAUAUGUUUGUCGAGUACUUAUACCAGUGUGAAAGUUGUGUCCGGUACGUUUAACAUCGUGUGUUGGAGAUGUAUAGGAUAAUAAAGGAUUUAUAAUUGAUUGAAUUCAAACUGUAGACGUUGAUGAGAGUAUUAAAGUUUAUUUGAAUUUA